AUGGUUACUAGAUUCUACAACGGUGCGCUCUGCGAUAAGGGAGUUCUUAAGGAAAACACCACGUUAUAUGUGGAUGAAACCACUGGAGUCAUUCUUGACGGUUCCAAAAUCAAUGUGAAUAAUGUUGAUAAGCAUAUUGAUCUUCAAGGUAAUGUUCUUGCCCCUGGGUUUCUUGAUAUUCAAAAUAAUGGUGUCUACGGAUUUAACUUUGCCAUUAUGGAAGGUAGUGAACGCCAAUUUACGGACGACUACCAAAAGGCUAUGACAAGAUAUAUGAGUACAGGCGUUACUGGAGUAUGUCCAACUGUGAUAUCUGCAGACAAAACCACGUAUCAGAAGGUUCUCCCCCAUCUAGGUGCCACUAGACUGUCAUCUCAAUGUGAUUCUUUGGGUGUUCAUUGUGAAGGUCCAUUCAUCUCUCUUAAUAAAAAAGGAUGUCAUAACCCAAAGCAUCUAAUUGAAGAUGCGACCAAAGUCACUCUUGCUGAUGUUUAUGGUAAUGACCCAAAGGAAAUCAAAGUGGUGACAGUUGCUCCAGAAAUCCCGGGUAUCUUUGAUCAAAUUCCUCUCAUGUGCCAAAAGGGUUGGAUUGUCAGUGUAGGUCAUACUACAGCUUCAUAUCAACAAGCUAGUUGUGCUGUGGAGAAGGGUGCUACUCUCAUUACUCAUUUAUACAAUGCUAUGCCUGCACCUCAUCAUCGAAAGGCUGGUGUUGUUGGUACCAUUACUUUGGCUGGAGAUAAGGGAAGCCCUACCCCGUAUUUUGGAAUGAUUGCUGAUGGUAUUCAUAUUGAUAAGACUAUGGUUGCAAUGGCAUAUCGUGCUGCACCCGGCAAGUGUAUACUUGUUACCGACACAAUGCACUUGUAUGGUCUACCUGAUGGAGUAUAUAACUGGGAUGGCCAAGUUCUUCGUAAGAAAGGAGCUGUUGUUUUAGUAGAUGGAACUGAAACUUUAGCAGGCUCUGCUACGGAUUUACCAUCAUGUUUACGGAAUUUGAUGGAGUGGGCCGAUCUUAGUUUGGCUGAAGCGGUUGCAUGUGUCACCAAUCAUCCAGCAAAUGUUUUGGAUCUAGAAAAGAAGAAAGGGUAUCUUGACCCUGGUUGUGAUGCUGAUUUGGUGGUAUUAAAUCGGUCUGGUUACGUUCAAAAAGUGUUCAAACUUGGGAACCCUGUAACCGGGUCUAAGGCAAGUAAAUUGUAA
Molecule: messenger RNA, 1203 nt
Organism: Lizanozyma spartinae
Lineage: Eukaryota; Fungi; Ascomycota; Pichiomycetes; Serinales; Debaryomycetaceae
Gene: DAC1
Product: Dac1p
Exons: 1
Coding region: 1-1203 (400 amino acids)
Biological process (GO): N-acetylglucosamine catabolic process
Molecular function (GO): N-acetylglucosamine-6-phosphate deacetylase activity
Source: RefSeq, a predicted model, not a curated record